AUGGAGGAAGCUGGGAAAGGUGCAACAACCACGACUACGCAAUCGCCAGCUCACUUGGUCGAAGCUGGGCAGGUCAAAAUCCCCACAGGAUGGAAGUACAAAAAGUUGAAACUCGGGCCCAUCACGCUUCCUUGGUAUGCUUCACCUGAGUCGCAGUUGAUUCUGGUGUCGUUCGUGUGCUUUCUGUGUCCAGGCAUGUUCAACGCCAUCAAUGGCCUUGGAGGUGGAGGACAGCUUGACCAAGAUGCUGAUGCUAGUACCGCCUCAAAUUCCGCGCUCUACGCUACUUUCGCCGUUGUCGGUUUCUUCGCUGGCACCGUCACCAACGCCCUCGGUAUCAGAUUCGCCCUCUCAUUCGGUGGCCUUGGAUACUGUGUCUACAUCAGCUCAUAUUUAUGCUACAACCACACUCGGAACUUUGGCUACGUUGUCUUUUCCGGCGUCUUGCUUGGAUGCUGUGCAGGCAUUCUCUGGGCUGCGCAAGGCGCGAUUAUGAUGUCGUAUCCGCCGGAGAAACUCAAAGGCCGCUUCAUCUCCUGGUUCUGGAUAAUCUUCAAUAUGGGGGCUGUCAUCGGCAGUCUGGUUGAACUUGGCCUGAACUUCCACAAGGACCAUAACGACACUGUCAGCGAUGGCACCUAUAUCGGCAUCUUGAUCCUCACAUUCCUUGGAGCCUGCCUAUCUUGGACAUUGGUUGAUGCUAAGCAUGUCGUGCGUCGUGAUGGGUCUAGAAUUAUUCUAAUGAAGCACCCGACGUGGAAGACGGAGAUCCUCGGCCUUUGGGAGACACUUUUGAGUGAUCCCUACGUAAUACUCCUCUUUCCAAUGUUCUUCGCCUCCAAUUGGUUCUACACGUAUCAAUUCAACAAUGUCAAUCUCCCGCGGUUCACCGUGCGUGCUCGCGCACUUAACAACACGCUUUACUGGCUUGCUCAGAUGUUUGGAGCUCUCGUCUUCGGCUUUGCACUAGACUUCCCUAAUGUCAGGAGGACUACACGAGCAAAAGCUGCAUGGGUCGUUAUGUUUGUUCUCACUUUCGCGGUCUGGGGGGGAGGGUACGUUUUCCAGAUGAAGUACACUCGCGGAGACACUGAAUCGGGCAAUAUCUUUGUAUAUGACUGGAGAUCGAGUGGCUAUGUUGGACCGAUGUUCUUGUACAUCUCUUACGGCUUCUAUGACGCAGCAUGGCAGACGUGCGUGUACUGGUUUAUGGGCGCCAUCAGUAAUAACAGUCGCAAGCUCGCCAACUUCGCAGGCUUUUACAAGGGCAUUCAGUCAGCAGGCGCAGCUAUCAUCUGGCGUUUGGAUGGGUUGAAUACCCCAUAUAUGAACCUGUUCGCUUCAUGCUGGGGUCUCCUUGCCGGCAGCUUGGUCAUUGCGCUUCCGGUCGUGAUUCUGAAGAUUAAGGACACUGUGCCGGUCGAGGAAGAUCUAGCAUUCACUGACGAGACUAUCGAGGACGUCAUCGGCCACAAAGUUAUGAACGAGCCCCAUGAGCGGGAGAAGGUUUAUGCUAUGGUACGUCGGGAAUAG
Molecule: messenger RNA, 1533 nt
Organism: Endocarpon pusillum Z07020
Lineage: Eukaryota; Fungi; Ascomycota; Eurotiomycetes; Verrucariales; Verrucariaceae
Exons: 4
Coding region: 1-1533 (510 amino acids)
Biological process (GO): transmembrane transport
Molecular function (GO): transmembrane transporter activity
Source: RefSeq, a predicted model, not a curated record